Aspergillus saccharolyticus JOP 1030-1 is the source of this 9401-nucleotide messenger RNA. RefSeq names its product glycosyltransferase family 4 protein (gene gtb3). Gene Ontology annotation, molecular function: glycosyltransferase activity. The transcript has 3 exons. The record is from RefSeq and is a predicted model, not a curated record. Lineage: Eukaryota; Fungi; Ascomycota; Eurotiomycetes; Eurotiales; Aspergillaceae. The coding region runs from base 361 to 9003 and encodes 2880 amino acids.
UUUUUUUUCCUGGCUCGCAUAUUCUCCUCGCAUUUACGCUUUUCUAGCCUUUUUGGCCACCGUUCGUUCGACCCUUCAGAAUUCUUUUCUUACGCAUAAGCAUAGGUUCUUGCCAUUCGUUAUAUUAACAAAGCAUUCGUCUCUGUUUCCUUCUCUUAUUCCCUUGUUGAAGCCCGGGUGCAUCUUACGCCACAUCCAAAGAGACUUAUUAGAAUCAUGACUUAGGGCAUGACGUUUUCCUCCUCGGAAUAUACGAACCUAUAUUCUUAAUAGUAAUCGCCUUCGCUCGCUGCUUUCUACUCACGAUACAUGUCCUUCAUUGCCGCGCCGUUUGUGGUGACGCCCUAAUCUUUAAUCGAGAUGGCGAAAAUCCUCGACGUCUCACCCGUCGGGUGGGAUGGGAUGAAGAAUCACUGGUGGCAGUUUGUCCUGAUCGGCAUUCUGUUGGCAAGUGUCACAUGUGGGUGUCUCUAUCUCACAUACUCUGGAUUCAAUAGAUUUACCAAAUGGUACAAGUCGCGACCUCGCAAGGAGGUGGUACCUGCCAAUGUAGUCCAACAGUUGGACAAGCUCGCGAAUCAACAGCUUGCUCUUACUACUGCGCACUAUAAAGAGAAGCCCAAGGAGAAGCCAUCUUCUGUGGGAGUCUACCUGGGGUCAUUCACUACUCCCCUAGACGAGACUCACCGUCAACUGCUGGAACGCUGGGAUCUCAUCAUCGUCGAUCCACUCAAGCCCGGCGUGGUACCUGCAAUCACCCAAGUGCGAGGCAAGCAGUUCCUUGGUAGACUUGAUCUUACCCUGCUUCUCAGUCAAGAAACGACUUCAACCGCCAUCGGGAAGAUCGGCAAUGUCUUGGCUGGCAGCUUCCGCGAAACGGCCUUCGAUGGUGUUCUGCUUGCCAAUUGGGAAGACAAGUUCUCCUCGACGGUACUUGCGAGAUUGUGUGGGACGAUUAGCGACCUUGGCCUGGCCGUCUACCUGGAGACUGCUCCCCCCAAAUUUCUCCAAGACCCUGAUAUCUUGCAAGCGACUGCUAUUUCCGGUCUGGUCAUCAAGAAUGCGAGUAUUCUUCCCGAUGGCCAGAAGCGUGAUUACUUUCAACUCGAAAAACUACGUCCGACGAUCAAGGCGUUCGUCUCCGAGGCGUGCAUGCGUGAUUUCUUGGUAAUAGCCUGGGAGACCAUUGACGACAAUGCAUCGCUCUCCAACGCGGUUAUCCAAAGAUCAAUGCAGUGGUGCAAUUUCUACAGCGCAAUCCCAUGGAUUGGUCGCGCGUCCGCUCUCGAGAACGCUGCCCUGAAUGUCAAAAUAUUGGAGCCUCUUUCCUCCUUCACAUGGUUAAAAGAUGCCGACAUCAUGAAGGCUCAUGAUCGCUGGCGCACAAAUCUUCACAUUGAACGCCAGUCUGUCCAGAAUGGUUCCUGGGACUCUUUGAUUCCCUUUUUCCCGACCUUGGAGAGCCUUCUCUCAUCAUCGGAAUACGAGGCGCAACUCAUCGUCAGGUCAACCGGGUCUCUGCGCGAACCUCCAGAAUGGGUUGCUCAGGUUAAGUCGCAAGGUAGCCCGUUAUCGAUCUCCAUGGCCGGCGCUGAAUUCAAGGAGCUAGGAUGCUUUCCUCUCGGCUCAGAAGCGACGCCUUUGGCCUUUGCCGAAAUCCUGCAGUCCCAGCAGCGACUCAAGUCGCACAGCUUGCUUCACCCUGUUCCUACAACUAAGCUACAGAGCAUGGGUCUUCUCCUUAGACAGUUCCAUGAUAGUUUGAACUGCUUGGAUUGGAGCCCCUCUGAACAGCUUGCAGUAGCAAUCAAGCAGCUGGCGUCGUUCGCCUCCUCCGAUCAAUUGCGAGUAUAUCUUGGAUUGGAUUCUGGUUUACGCAAAAGUACGGAUGUCCGGUUUUGGGGUGUCUAUCAGAUGGAUGCAGAUGGGAUUGAUGUGUUUCUCUCCAAAAAUGCGCAAGGUCUGACGGGUACUGUGUUGCACACAUUUCUGUCGGCAAGAGGCUUCCCACGGCAUCUUUGCUUCGAGGCUGAAACCGCUUUAGCGCAAUGGUCAAAAGAUUGUGUCGAGGCAGUCGGCUUACCGCGUCGCAUUGUACAGGAUAUUGACGCCUUGAGUCCUGAAGAGCGACUCCUCUUGUUGCAACAUCUUUCCUUGACUGACGCAGCAAGCUCGAUGUCGGAGGAGAUUUGCGCCUAUAUACGCAGACAGCUUAUAGAUAUGCCUUCGCUCGCCCAGCUCAAGGAGCUGAACACCACUGCCUAUCUCGAGGGAUUGGCUACCCCGGAAAUGGUGGUAGAUACCCGUAUCACCUGGUACAAGGGGCAGGGCUGUCAGUUUCCAUCGCCGUCACUCUGUCUCGCCUUGUUUAAGGAAGCCGAAUCUGUCCUCAACAACAUCCUUCGAGAGCGAAGAGAGCAUGACCUUGCUCAGAUCUCUCAGGCCCUGUGCCAACUUGUGCAGAACUCCUCCAUCGAUGCUUAUACUGACAUGAUGACUCUCGCUCUGUUUUGUGCGGCAAGAAAGGGUGCGUUGGACGAGAUUUACACCGAGGUCACUGACCGAAAUCCGCUUUUCAACAACCAGUCCGACCAGGCAGCUGCCUUCGCCGAGUCCUUCGCCCUUGGCUCGCGUUGUGAAGCUUACUUCGACCUGGUGCCCAGUGCUUUCGGAAAGUUGCUGUCCAACCGAUUCCGCAAGAGUUAUACAAACGACAAGCUGCCUAACUGGAUCAAUGGUGCUCCUGAUAUGGCUACAUCGUACGCUGGUGCACAGAUUGAUGUGAAUCCCGCCGAUAAGGUCAAGCCUAUGCGUGGCUAUCAACGAUUCACGUUUCUGAGUGUCUUCGCUUUCCCGGCGCUGAUCGAUAUUAUCUUGCUUACCAUUAUUGGGCGAGGCCUCUAUCUUUCUGCUUUCAUGACCUAUGCCGAGCAACAGAGUGCUACCAUCGCCUUGAUGAUUUCUUUGUUGUUGUCUGGUGCCAUCGGGACGUGGAUCGCAUGUGGGGGUCCCUAUUAUUUGAUCUCAAUGGCCUUCGCUGCUGCAAAUAUGUUUGUCCUGAUUCGACUGAUUGCUGGAGUUGCGUUCACGGUUGCUGGAGGUCUCAUUGGAUUCAUUGCGAUCUCUGCCACGGAGAGCGCACGGGCUGGAAUCAUUUUUUACCUGUAUCUGAUUGCCUUGACGAUUUACUUCUCGUCCUUUGCCUCCCUCGCCAGUUUCAGCUAUCCCGGGUCGACUUUCCUCUCAGGUCGCAAAAUCAUCUUUGCCUGCGUUCCCAUCCUCUUCAUCUCGCCCAUUGUGACGACUUUCACUGGCCAUGAUUCAGCCAUCUACCUUGCAGUCAUUUAUGUCUUCAUCAUUGUCCUGCUCAUUGGUCUCCGGUCUAUUGCCUCUAAGUGGGUCACUUGGUACCAGAGCUUGAGAAGGACAGAUGACACAGAAAUCCGCAAGUGGUAUAUUGCUACCUAUGGUAACGGUGACGAGAAGGUCUUUGGAACCCUCAGCGAUCCGGCCGUGUUGAAGCUGUCUAGAGAAGCGCUUCUGAAGGAUGUGAUGGCGGAGAAAAACCGUCGCUUCUAUCAGAAGUCCACAACAGACACUCUGGUUCUUGAAUUAGCCAGGGACUGGGAUGCCACCAACUUUCUCCUGGAUUGGUACUGCAGGUACGCUGACGUACCCAGGCCCAUUCCGUUCAGCUCGUCCUGGAACAUCCAAACCAAAGUCGGCUUGGAUGUGCUCAGGAACUCACAGAAGGGUAUCCGGUUGCACAAUGCUUUCAUUCAAUGGCGGCAAUCGAGCAGGGAAAUUGGCUGUGGUGUUCUAUACUUUGUCGUGGCUCUUCUGGAUAAAUGGGUGCAACUUCUCUCUGGCGGGCACGGCGUGGGCCUUUUGUCUGCUGCGGAUAACGAAUCCCAGAGAAUGGCCGUAGGAUUCGGCUUGGCUUAUUACCUCAUUGGAGCUGUUCUGAUCGAUACCAAGGCUCAAGAACUGCAUGAUCUUGUUGGUCAGCAAACAGCUGUGGCUGUGCCCAUGUCGAAGGACAUCCGCGCGACGCAGAAGCGGGAUGUACGAUUCAAGAGGAAGAUCUACUGGAGAACGCUUUUCAAAUUCCUUAUGUGGCAUGUGUGGAGUCUUGCACUUGCGACAGCUCUUCUGUGGACAUUCCAGUCUACUGUUCAAGCCAUGAUUAUGUUCUGCGCCUAUGUCUUGGCUUAUACUGGAUUGCUCUGGUACCAAUACACCAAGAUCUUCUCCGGCCCUCAUGCUUUCAAGACCCUUCUUCUCGGAUGUGCUGUUGGCUUACCGGUGGGAAUCGCCCUCAGGGUCUGCCUGCCGCACUUCCUUUAUUCCCAGGUCAUUGGGCUGGGCUCAGCUACUUGGACAGUUGCCUUCCUCUCGCUUUUCUCGGCGAAAAUGGGGAUGCCCAAGAAAGUUGACUCACCUGUUGAAUUGGGCAAGACAUUCCAUGCAUACACGGCUCCGUGGUCCGACCCUGAGUGGUCACAGCAAGAGCUGCAAACCUUCUACGAAAGACUGGCACAGAUUCCAUCGGACGCGCGCUUGAAGCUAGGGCCCCAGAACCACCCUGGUGUCGAAGUCAGGGAAAUUCUGCUCUCCCGCCGAAAGGAGCCUAGAAUCGAGGAGGCUUUUCCAAGGGCAGAGGAGUUAAUCAAUCGAGCCCUUGCAGCGUGGGAAAAGGGAGAAAUCACGGUGGAGCUUGUUCCAUCGGGAUCGCUCGGCCCUGGCAUUCAUGCUCUCAGCUGCAGCACAGCGACACACCUGGGAAUCGCCAUUGGUGUUGGACGUGGACUGGACCAGCGCAUUGACGUUAGUGCCAAUUGUCAAGUCAUUGCUGAAACACUGAUUCAUGCCGUCGCCGAAUCAAUGCUGCACAUCCCCCACGAGUAUGCUAUUCUUUCUGAGUCUCUUGUCACGGCAGGGGUGACCGAGACCAUGGCUCGCCAACUGCGAGCAGAGCCCAAUACCGCAGUCGUUAUCCGGUGGGCCAAGAAAGAACUUCUCAAACACUUGUGUCUUGGCUUUGAAUGCAAUGCCCACUGGGAGAAGCUGCCUAAAGACAUUAGAAACUCUCUGCUGAACCGUUGCCUGGGCCAGCAUUCGCAGCUCUCAACCGAAGAUCAGAGAUGGCUCGAGGAACGCCUCUGCCGGUUCGACACAGAUGAUCUUGACGUUCAUGUAGCGCGCUGCAAUCUUGGUGCCGCUACUGCUGUCAGCAUCCUAGACUAUGCACACUACGGCACGGGCGAAGCUGUUGUCUUCCAGGAUCCAGAAACCCCGGACUACAUCCCUUAUGUCUCCAGGAAGCUCCCCGCGAUCGUUCAUGUCUUUGCGAAGCCCUGGUAUGCCUUCUAUUAUUCACUGGCGGCAAUAAUCAAGUUCAUUGUCGUUGCUCUCGUCGCGGACCCUGAAUUCCAACGAGAGUUUGACCAUGUCAUCAGCCGUCGUCAUGCUAUCAUCCGUAUACCAGCCACCCUGGUAUUGAACUCGCUUUGGUCAUAUUCCAGGGCUGUGCAGAAUUUGGGGCUUUCGUUCUUUUUGUUCCACGGUCGCAGCAACGUAAAGCAGCUCUGGAAUGAAACUAAAGGAAUGACCAUCAGCAUUAAGAAGAGUCGCUUUGUUAUCCAAAGUUUGGAUGGAACAUUCUCUGCCUUCAAGCAUGACGAAGCUGAUGGAGGGUUCAAAAUCUACUACUACGCUGGACAACACAAGACUGAACCAGAAGGCACGAAGAGUCUUAGCUAUCUCUGCGUCUAUUCCAAGGAUAUGUUGCUCAUGGUGAGGCAGGAAUUCAAGGGCGGAAAGGUGAUCAACGAGUAUCACUAUGAUUACCGUGCUCCAUCCAAGAAGGGAUUCUCCUUGUCCAAGCUGUCCUCUGCCAAAAUCCCAUUGGGCCGUCGCUGUGUGCGCGGAGAGAAUCACCUUCAGAGUGUGCAAUACAACAAGAAGGGUCUCAUCGAAGCAGGGUCCUACAUGAAGGAUGGUAACCUCAUUCGUUUCAAGUACCAUUAUCGCAAGAAUCCACGUUUCGGAGACGAGUUACUUCGAGCGGAGUUCGCUCUCUCGCAUAUAACCUGUACAGUCUCAUGGUGUGCGCCACCUCUGCGUCAUCCCCAGAAGAUCGAUCGCUGGAUCCCUCAUUCCAAGGUUACUGAGGCGUCGUUCGUUCAGGGAGCAGACGUCUACGAAUCUCGCUGGCUUUACGACCACAAGUUCCAUCCCACAAUUUUCACCACUCUGAACGGGCAAAAGAUACAGACACCGCCAAUGAUCGAGCAUGACUACCUCGCUGUGCUUGCCAAACCCCGGUACACCAGCUUCGUGCACGACAACCCUCUCGUGUACUGCGACCGCCUAAGCUCAAGUAUCUUCACGCGGUUCUUUGGCUUGACAACGAAGCGCUUCCCAGUGUCCACUUCGCGCGCUCGCUCGCUGAUCUGGAAGGCUUGGAAAGACCGUGUCGACUUCGAUGGCAUCAUUGUUCGGUGGAUGGAUGAACGACUCUUGAGAAGAGACAAGACGCUUACUCCUUAUUGGCGCAGUAGAGACCGCGGUGAUCUUACUGCGGCCAAGAAGUAUUUGGACCUGCGCGCCGAUACAAUCACGGCCAGUGCCGAUCUGGACGACAACAUCUCCAGCUGGACUCCAUUGGCUGUCAAAAUCAGUGAUUUGUUCAACUUUGGGCCAGGCGGCGAUGCUGUUGUCAAUACGAGAUCCAAGGACUUCGGCUCUGAUACCGAGAAGUCACUGCACGUUAUGGCUGCCGAUACUGGUACUUGGCCGAACGAAGGAGGCGGUGUUUCUGCUUGUCGCCGUGAUAUGAUCAACUCCCUGCGAACAAUUAAGUGGCAUAUGAUUUGCGAAUCUGCAAACGACUUUGGGGUUCCCAAGCAUCAGACCGAACAAAACAUUCUUUCGCUCAAGGUGGUCCCUCUGUGGGGUCUGGACUUCCUCACGCCCACGCAUGGUCUAUUCAAGAACAAGCUCGAUGCCGAAGUGGAGAACGUUACUUCCGCUAGCGAGAUGGAUAUCAAGAUGAACUUCAUUCCUAUCCUGACGGCUUUGGUCAAGGGAGCCCGUGCUGUGCACCUCUCCAAGGCUGAUGUCCAGCAAGCAACUCGGGCCUUGGUGAAUCUCAAUACCUACUUCCAAGACUCACGUCAUUGGACCCAAAUCUGGGACAGUGAGAUCGUCAAAGAGAGCUGGCGCGAUCUCUGGCUGACUCAAGAAAUGCCGAACGCAACUCCCUCGUCAGAAUGGUAUGAAACUGAGCUUCCCACAUUGGGAUCUCUUGACAUCGCGCUUGAGCUCUGGUAUCGCUACUUGUUCAUUUUCUCCAUCCCGAUUCCUGAGAAGAUCCCCAAUGUAUUCCAGGCAUCACACCACAGUGUGAGCGCUUCGUACGGAGUUGUCUGCAAGAUCAAGAGAAACUGUACAUUGCAAAUCUGGGACCAUGCCAUCAGCUGGCGCGAGACAAACCUCUGCCUUUCUUCUGCCCUCUGCAAGCUCUCACCUUUUGUCCGCAACGCUCUUCUGGGCUUGAUGCGAGUCACGUCGGUCCUCACUUUGCACCACGCCGAUAUCAUUCUGCCAUGCGCCGACUUCUUCAACCCAGGCUGGGAAGUCGAGAUCGGUACCUGCCAAGGCACCAUUGAGCAUCGCAAUGUCUUCCGCCGGAAGGUCGAUCCCGUCGUCAACGGAAUUACCGACAUGCAGAAGUUCGCCCCAGUCAAGGAAAUCAAAUCGCAGCGUCCUACAGUCACUAUGCUGUCGCACGUUUGGUAUGCCAAGGAUAUCAAGACAGCGCUUCUUGCGGCAGACAUCAUCAUCAACCAAUGGAAGUUUGAUGACUACCAUCUCGACAUUUAUGGAGCCAUCGACAAAGCCCCAACGUACUCCACGGAAUGUCAAGAGAUCAUCGCUUCCAAGGGACUUCGUGGCCGCGUCACUCUGCGCGGUAGCGCUGACCCCAUGAAAGUGCUCGAGAAUACAUGGCUUUUUUUGAACUCGUCUCUGUCCGAAGGUCUGCCGCUGGCGCUCGGAGAGGCUGCUCUGACUGGUGCCCCUGUUGUCUGUACCGAUGUCGGAGCAUCCCUGCGUGUGUUGAGUGAUCCUGAUGACUUCUCCCGCUUCAGUGCUGUCGUUGCACCAAACGAUGCCUUGGCUCUUGCUCGAGCACAGAUUACCAUGCUCGGACUUCUUGGGGAAUGGAGUAAAUAUGCUGAUGAUACUGAAGCCCCUCCUGUCUUGACAUCUUCGCCUACCCCCGAAGAUGUCGCCAAGAUCACCCGUCGCAUGUACGAAAAGAGCGAACAUCGCCGCAAGCUGGGUAUGAUGACUCGCAAGAUUGUGCAGAAGUCCUUCAGUGGUGACCGGUAUCUGCGCGAGCAUGAGCAGAUGCUCUGGAUUGGAAAGUCGGCCAAGAUCAUGGCCAAUCGCCCGGCCGCCAAUCUCAGCGAGCCCGCGGAUGUGGCCACUGCUCUGCAGCAGACUUUGACCAUUGACGAAGAGGUUAUCACCAUCCCACGCAGCGCUGUCAACUCGUGGCGCUCGUCCGCUACGUCGGGCAUGUCAAGCUUUUACAGCUCCGUGUCCAACUUCCCUAUGCUGAGCGCAAAUCAGCGCCCGUCAUCCAUGCGGUCCAGCCUGAGCAAUGCUUCCACCGAUGCUAGCUCGUUCCUCCCUCUCCCCAGCAAUGCCUCUCUGCCUGUCUUUGCUCCCCGGCAAACUCUGUCGUGGUCCGGACUUACGGGCAAGUCGAACAACGGUCACCUUUCCCCGACGGGCCGGCUUUCCCCAGUUCUUAACCGCAGCGGACACCGCUCCCGCACGCACUCAUUAUCUACGGCUGGCCGGGAGCAACUGCGUGGCCUCCAACGUGAGGACCUACGGCAGUACCGUAACUCGGAUGUGAGCUUGGUCAUGCGAGACGAGUUUCUUCAAUCCAGCUAUUUCCGUGGUCUCGACGGUGGCAACAAUGUCUGAUUUGGUUCCAUCCCACUUGUUUAUCACCGCUGCACCUCGAGCCUAUACCCCUCUCGCCUCUGGCUCGAUGCACGUACCUCUAUUUGUCCAUAUUUGUCAAUUUUCAUCCUAUGAAUAUCCCUGUUGAAUGUACAUAUGGUAGCCACAUGAUUCUUGUUUUCUUGCAUUGCAUAGCUUCGUCCUUAUCACCCAUACACAUUUCUCUCUUUUUUUGGAGAUGAUGUUGCGAUUUGACCAUACUCAGAUAUGCUCGCUCCAAACCUUCAGCUCAUGGUUGCAUAAAAGGCCGUGGGGAACUGGAAAUCCUAUUGGCGGAGCCGCGGCCUGUCCUUGAUAGACCAAGAUUUACUUUUAGUCCAUCCAACGCAUUCCCACUGAUUGAAUUCUUUGAAGCCACC